Effrenium voratum is the source of this 1194-nucleotide messenger RNA. The record is from the annotation of a GenBank genome assembly. NCBI's taxonomy places the organism in Eukaryota, Dinophyceae, Suessiales, Symbiodiniaceae.
AUGGGCUCGCGACAAUCUUGCUGCUCUGCUUCAGGAAAGGCGGAGGUGGAAGUCGUGAGUGCCCAGCCGUCGGUCCAAGACACUCAAGCAGAGGAGGGGGUAGAUGAGGAAGCGCCGAACGCGGCUGUGUCGCAUGUGGGCAGCUCAAUGUCCCUCCGCCGUGCGCGGAUGGAGAGCAAGUCGCAAUUGGUGGUAGACAAAGACGUCUUAAGAGGAAUCCGGCUGUCCAGGACCCUGCGCCGGUUGGGGGCUCUCUGGCUGACCUCCCCUGCAGAUCUGAAAGAAUCCGCUCGUGGCUUGCUCUGGGAACAGUCACAGCCUGUGGAAAGCUUGGAUCGCUUCCUUUCGCACACCUGGUGGACUUCCGGCAGGUUGAAGCUCCUUGCGCUUCUCCUGCAAAACGGUUGGCCCUUCAUGCUGCUUUGCUACGUGCUGGCAGCUGCUGCAGCAGCAUCGCUUCAUUUCAGCUUGUCCAAUGUGCAGAGUCGCUUGGAGAAGGACAGGGAAUUCAUCUACAAGUCAAUCAAUGAUUGGUAUGGCAGUGAGGAAGCUUUCACAGAGCACGUGAGGGGACCUUUGAAGAAGGAGCUUUUGGCUUCAACUGCUGACCUGCCGGUUCAAUAUUCCUUUCUUAUGGUUUUGCCAUUCUUCAGCGUGUCCUUGGACGCUUUGCUGGGUUGUUCUAUGGCCGGUGUCUCGGUUGUGGACCUGCUUCCACGUUUCUUUGCCAACGACAUCGGCUGGGCGGUGCUUUGGUUCCUGCUGGGGACGAAGUUGACAUGGCGCUUAACUGAAAUCUUUUCUGCGCAGCGCUCUUGCCGGGCCAUGGACUAUGCAACAACGUGUUUCAUCUAUUUCGCCGGCUAUGUUUGCUGGUCAUUUGUUGGCGGGGAAGUCGUGGUCCUUGUCUGGGCGGGGCUGUGGCCGUCUGUGGCUUGGGCAGCGUUCUUGAUCGUCAUGAUUUACCUUCAGUAUCGAAGUGGCUUGUGCGACGGCGCCGGCGUGGUGCCUGCCGCCUCGCCGCGGACGCCAGCCAAAGCCGGGCGCGCUGCGCUGAAGCGACUGCAGGAGGCCUUGAACCGAGGAGCAGAGGCUCUCGUGGCGUCGCCUGCGAAGCAGCCGCGUGGGGCUGGGCUGACACCUGAGCUGGCCUAUGCCCGACAGAAGCUGGUGACAAGUGAGAAGGGCGCAUGA